Chilo suppressalis (striped riceborer) is the source of this 1087-nucleotide messenger RNA. Lineage: Eukaryota; Metazoa; Arthropoda; Insecta; Lepidoptera; Crambidae. The record is from the annotation of a GenBank genome assembly.
UAUAGAUGUAUAUAUUUUGAUCCUCUAUUUUAUGAUAUUUUUUUAUUGUAAGAACUAAAAAUGAGUGAUAUAAUGAAUUUUAUACUAGUACAAUUUUGGUAAAACUUUUGAGACUUUCUAUCAUUUAAAGAUUUAUUGAAGAGCGCAUAAUCAAGAUCAAUGAUGUCUGAUCCUCGAAGACAAGAGAACUCUAUGGAAGUUUCGGGGAAACGCGUAUCCCAAUGGGAGGCACUCAUGAGAAAAUUCUCACAAGCGCACAAAGAAGAAUGCAAGACUGCAUCUGUGGAUAUUCCUCGGGUACAACGCUCAAUGAAGCUGUUUCCUACGGGAUCCAAAUACGAAGGCACCUGGGAUGUAUUAGGGAUGAGUGGCUAUGGCACCUACGUUUUUCCUAAUGACGUUAUCUACGAGGGAGAGUUCAAUGACGGUAUGUUUCACGGCAGCGGCGAACUGCGAUACCCGUGUGGCGCCAUCUUGCAGGGCAAAUGGCAGCGAGGUUUACUCAUAGAAAGGACCCUGAUAUUCGCCGACGGCCUGGAGUACAGUGAAACGGACUGGAAGUAUUGCAAGAUGCCUGAUAGACGAUUCACUAUUGAAUACAAGAAAGGCAUUCAACCAGCUGGCCAGUCGUUCUUGACCGCCGACCAGCCUACUCGGGAAAUACCACUAGGGUUCUACGACACUGUGGACGGUUUCUACGACCCUAAGACGAAAGUCGUUUACAAGCCUAAUGACCUGACAGCGAUACUGAGAUCGCCUUCCGAGCGCGAGCAGAAAUGGAUCAUGGAAAACUGUCGCAAAGCGCCUGAGAAGCCACUUGGCCCACGGCCGGAUUUAUACGAGGUGUGGUUGCCUCCCAAAGUUGAGCCGGAGCAGCAACCAGACCAUACAAUGGUGACCCGCACUCCAGCUUCCCAUCCAUCCACGGCCGGCGGCAGAAUGAAAACUGAAGAGGAAAAAGGAGGUGAUCGAGAUUCCCGAAUGGCAUCUAUUAAGACAGACUUCCACAGACGGCCUUUUAUUGAGUACAAUGCUUUCAAACAAAAUUUGUUACAUUGAUUGCGAAAUUAUAGUUUAUGACUGGGAU